Molecule: messenger RNA, 2626 nt
Organism: Saccoglossus kowalevskii
Lineage: Eukaryota; Metazoa; Hemichordata; Enteropneusta; Harrimaniidae
Product: tyrosine-protein phosphatase non-receptor type 4-like
Biological process (GO): protein dephosphorylation
Cellular component (GO): cytoplasm; cytoskeleton; cytoplasmic side of plasma membrane
Molecular function (GO): cytoskeletal protein binding; protein tyrosine phosphatase activity
Source: RefSeq, a predicted model, not a curated record
AUGCCCAUUGCAGGACGGCGAGCCAAGGGAGAAGUACUUCUUGACGAAGUCUACAAGUUUCUUGAUUUGCUCGAAAGAGAUUAUUUUGGUUUGAAAUUUGUCGAAAAUGACACAGACCCUGAUAAUUUGAGGUGGCUAGAUCCUCUGAAGUCUGUUCGGAAACAAGUUAAAAAUGCACCUUAUUAUUUUUAUUUCCAUGUCAAAUUUUUUGUGUCUGAUCCAAGUAAACUCCAAGAAGAAUACACGAGGUAUCAGUAUGUUUUACAGCUAAAGAAAGAUAUCUUGGAAGGAAGGUUAAUCUGUUCAUAUCAUACUGGUGCAUUAUUAGCUUCAUACUCCGUACAAGCUGAAAUGGGUGACUAUGACCCCGCUGAACAUAAACAAGGAUAUCUCAAUGAAUUACGAUUCAUUCCUAAUCAGAAUAAUGACUUUGACAAAGAAGUAGAAGAACUUCAUAAAACACAUGUUGGUCAAACGCCAGCAGAUGCCGAGUACAAUUACUUAGACAAAGCGAAACGCCUUGAGAUGUACGGUGUUGACUUACAUUACGCAAGGGACCAAAGCAACAUUGAGAUUCAGCUUGGUGUUACGUCGGCGGGUCUCGUCGUCUUUCAGAACAAUAUGAAAAUCAACACCUUCUCAUGGGCAAAGAUAGUUAAGAUUUCAUUCAAGAGGAGACAGUUUUUUAUUCAACUUCGGCGGGAAUUGACUGAUACAAGAGAACAUGUUAUUGGUUUCAACAUGGCAAGUUACAGAUCGUGUAAAAACCUUUGGAAAUCUUGCGUCGAACAUCACACGUUCUUUCGGAUGACAGAACCCAAACCAACAAACAAACGAAGAAUGCUCUUUCAGUUAGGAUCUAAAUUUAGGUAUAGCGGUAGAACUGAAUUCCAGACAGUGGAAGAAAGCAAACGAAGACUAGCCAAUAGGGAUAGAGAUUUUUCUAGGUCACCGAGCAAACGGUUUGCUCGGCGUACGAUAGCAUCAGUCCAUGACAUUCCCCGGGAAGAAAAUAAUGGACAAGCCUUCCGAACAUCAUAUCUAAAACCUUUACAAAACCAUAAAAGCAUGUACAGCAGUUUUGAUGGUAGGAUUCCAUCGGCAACGUCACCCAAACGAGCAUGGUCAGAUGGUCACCGAUCUGACGAGGAGAAUGGGUUUCCUAAAAAUGGUGAUGAAGUAUUUACACCGGCCGUCCCUGCCAAAAUUUUAUACAUGGAUGAAGGUGGCAGCAGUUAUAGUUUUACCGAAAAGUCGUAUGAAUUACCAGCAUAUGAUACCCUUCCAAAUGGUGUAUCGUCACCGACAGACAACCUUGUUCUAAUACGAAUGAAACCAGAUGAGCAUGGUCGGUUUGGUUUCAACGUGAAAGGCGGCGCGGAUCAAAAGAUGCCAGUUAUUGUUUCUAGAGUUGCUCCUAAUACACCAGCAGAUUUAUGCAUACCGAGGUUAAAUGAAGGAGAUCAGGUGCUACUAUUAAAUGGUCGUGAUAUUUCUCAAUUUACACAUGAACAAGUCGUCAAUUACAUUCGAUCCAUGAGAGAAGCUAUGACAGGCGAAUUGGUGCUUACGGUUAGACCAAAUGUUUAUGUCGGUGAUGAAGAGGAGGAGCCCGCAUUCCAGUAUAUCCCAGAUACACCAACUAUAACUGAUAGAGUGCCUGAAUCGGAUCUACUCAGGGAGUCCAUACUCUUAUUAAAAGAAUGUCUUUGUAGUGGAGCAGCUUUAGCACAGUUUGAUCAAUUAUUUAGGAAAAAGCCUGGCAUGACGAUGCAUGCGUGUCGGAAACCGGAAAAUAUUGGAAAAAAUCGAUAUAGAGAUGUGUCUCCUUACGACUCAACACGAGUUCUUUUACAAGGAGACGCCGGGGAUUACAUAAAUGCCAAUAUUGUAAAUAUGGAAAUUCAUAAAUCAGGCAUUCUUAAUAGGUACAUAGCAGCACAGGGACCUUUACCUACGACAUGUGACGAUUUCUGGAGGAUGAUAUGGCAGGAACAGUGCUCAUUAGUUGUUAUGUUAACAACAAAUGUUGAGAGGGGCAGGACUCGAGAGACAAGACAAGUUUUACAAAUGCAAUACAGCUGGCCAGAUCACGGAGUGCCAGAUGAUUCAACAGACUUCUUAGAAUUUGUGACAAGAGUUCGUAAAAGUCGUGAGGGAAUGACGAUGCCAACUCUUGUUCAUUGUAGUGCUGGCAUUGGUAGGACUGGUGUUUUAAUCACCAUGGAAACAGCUAUGUGUCUUAUAGAAAGCAAUGAACCAGUUUAUCCUUUAGAUAUUGUACGAUCAAUGCGUGAACAAAGAGCCAUGUUAAUACAGACACCAGCACAGUAUAAGUUUGUAUGUGAAGCCAUUGUGAGGGUAUAUGAAGAUGGAAUCAUCAGACCACUGGAUGAGUUUAAGCACUGACCCAAACUAUAUUAAUGUCACCUUAAAUUAUUUCGAGAAGUUGCAUCAUCUGAAAAAUAGAGGAGAUACAUUACUAAACUCAUAUUAUGGGAUGCUGAUCUAUUUCUGUUCAUUCUCUAUUCAUGAAAGCAGUGUAGCCUCAAUGUCAGUAUUUGCAUUCACGCUGCUUUGUUCGUGGAACGGCAAUUGCUGCAAUGCGCAACUAUCCGCUGCGAGU